Podarcis lilfordi (Lilford's wall lizard) is the source of this 21891-nucleotide messenger RNA. The record is from the annotation of a GenBank genome assembly. NCBI's taxonomy places the organism in Eukaryota, Metazoa, Chordata, Lepidosauria, Squamata, Lacertidae.
CGGACACGGAGCAAUGGAUCCAAACUACAAGAAAGAAGAUUCCACCUAAACAUUAGGAAGAACUUCCUGACAGUAAGAGCUGUUCGACAGUGGAAUUUGCUGCCAAGGAGUGUGGUGGAGUCUCCUUCUUUGGAGGUCUUUAAGCAGAGGUUUGACAACCAUAUGUCAGGAGUGCUCUGAUGGUGUUUCCUGCUUGGCAGGGGGUUGGACUCGAUGGCCCUUGUGGUCUCUUCCAACUCUAUGAUUCUAUGAUUCUAUGAAUAUGAUUUCUCUAGAGCAAAAACUGGAAUCAAGGUUAGUUACUGCAGUGCUCCUGUCGAGACACUUCUUGCAUAAUGUCUGUGGUGCAAUUGAUAAUGAGUAACAUACAGGAAGCCCUCAACCUUUGCAGGGGUUGUGUGCCGAACAUUGCGCCUGAAGCCAAAAUCAUGUAUAGCCAAAACUCAUUGGCUGCAAUGGUGGGUGAGAUUGCCAAAGUUUUCCCCUCCUUUCUGCCCCUUUUUUAUCUGCAGUGGUACCUCGGGUUAAGUACUUAAGUUGUUCUGGAGGUCCGUUCUUAACCUGAAACUGUUCUUAACCUGAGGUACCACUUUAGCUAAUGGGGCCUCCUGCUGCUGCUGCGCCGCCGGAGCACAAUUUGUGUUCUCAUCCUGAAGCAAAGUUCUUAACCUGAGGUACUAUUUCUGGGUUAGUGGAGUCUGUAACCUGAAGCAUCUGUAACUCGAGGUGCCACUGUAUUUGUUAAAGUUUUGCCAAGCGUGUAAAGCUGAAUGUGCACAAAUUAAAUGUGUGCAGGUUGCAGGAUUACUGUACAUCCCUACUCUUCUCCCUCUCGGACUUUUUGCACACAACACAUGUGCUCUGCUACCUAGCUACAGUCCUCCUUGCAAAUUACCUGUGCUGGGUUCUUUUUUAACGGUUGAUAAAGGGUGUGUGGGUGUGUGAAGAUAUUUGCAUAUGACCCGUCAUACAACUUUAUCCCGAUUUCCUAUGUAAUAUAACUUUUUAUGUAAUUAGGAAUUUCAAUAAAAUACAGUUAGAGUAUUAAAAUUCUGCAAAAAUAGAAUUAAAACAAGCACACUUUUCAAAUAGAGGAACUUAUCCAUUUGUUUUAUUAGCUGCUGCUUCUUUUAAAAUUAAAGAAGAGAAUGAAAAAUACAGAAUAGAUUUCAUAAUAGCUUUCCUGCAUCUGUGUAGGGAUGAUGUAGGUGAAACCCUGACCAGCACCCAGUCUCUUGUCCCUGAAACACCCAUUCUCUCUUCUGCCUUCUCUGCCUCCCGGGGGCUCUUUAGCAGGCGCCUCUCCUGGAAUCAGCCGCUUGCCAUGAGCGCCAGAGAAAAUCCUGCAGCUGAAGCCCCAUAGGCAGCAAAGUGCCCUUGGAUUGCUGCUUGGCCCUGGAGAGAUAAACAAGCCCAGAUCAUUACUGCUUGAUAAUUUUUGAGGCAGAACAGCUGUGGCAACAGAAAAUGUUGGCGGCAGCAUCUCCCACACCCACAACUUGGGGAGGAAAUAUUCCUGAGGAAGGCUUUCUUCUUAUCAGAUCUGGGCAAAUUUUCCAGGCUUGGCCUCUAUCUUGUCCCAAGAGUUUUGCCUCUUCAGCAAAACUGUGGGUGAAGCAAAGGUUGAAGCCUGACUCUCUGGCGUUCCUCAUCCUCCGCAGGCUUCUCAUUUUCUGCAGGCCACAUUCGGUGGGUGGGACUGUCCCCCCCCCAAGUUCAAGGAUAAUAAUAAUAAUAAUAUUAUAAUAAUUUAUUAUUUCUACCCUGCCCAUCUGGCUGGGUUUCCCCAGCCACUCUGGGUGGCUUCUAGCAAAAGUUUAGAAAGGAUUUAGGCCCAAAGUGGAAAACUCUUAUCCCGUUUAUUCCCCUUAACACAGAUUAGAUGUUUAAGUACAAAUUGGAGAUGGGCUCCUAGCAUAGGAGGCUCCUUUUCGUUUCCCUCUCUCAAAGAGUGGAUGGGCCUUUAGCAGCUAGAUGUCCAUGAGGGAUUGGAGCAAAUAGCACUUUCAGUGACCGGUUGAAUCUUCUCCUGCUUUACAUCUGCUACUUGAGCAGAACCUAUCAAAGUGGGGAGAGCAGUCUUAACCACACCUGCACCAGACAUCGAAAGUGUUUAUAUACCACAUAGUGGCUUCCGUCACACUCCUGGAAAGUGCAGAUCAUUCUUAGGAGAGCCCUAUUCUCUGCACAGAACAGCAACCCCAGAAUGGUUUUCAUAAUCCAUCCCUAUUCCCAGGAUUCUUUGGGGUAAGCCUGUUAAAGGGCAGCCUUACAACAGCCCUGGUGCUUCAGUUGUGCCCAUUUCCAUGUAAGUGGAGAGAAGGUUUGGGCUGAUCCAUGGGCUGGUGGAAGAUCUAGCUAGCUGGGAUGCGAGAUGCUUGAAUAACAAUUCCUGGAUAAUUGGUGGGGUGUGUUUCAUAGUUCCUCAAACAACUUUUGAAAUAAUCCUGAGUUUGUUGAAAUGUGCCUGGCUAAUUUCAAACACUGCUAGGAAGCCACAAGAGGUGUUAGCUAAGGCUUCAAGUUUUUUCUCUGCGUGCCAAAGACAUUGGAGUCUCCUCUUCCUUGCCCUUUGCCUUCACUAUGUAUCCCUGCCAAAACAUCUGCAAUUCUUCCAAACACCCAGCUUCUACACUUCAGUUAUGCAAAUGUUGUGCAGCUUAUUCUAAACACAGUUAUUAUGUCCCCCCCCCCCCGGCACACUUAGUAUUCCAUGUAGCCCCCCAAAUAGCAUUCCUUUGUGUAACUGCUUCAGCUAAUACUAAAUGGAAUGUAAUAGACAUGCACAUGCAUGCCCUAGGGAUCAAAUGUUCCACGAGGAGUUUGUCCAUAAACAGCUAAUUAAUCCUAUUAAUACAAGAGAUUAAUUUCCAUUAUUAAAUAUCUCAUGUAAUAGCCUCCUUCAUGCAUUGCUAAGAGUACAGGGACAGAACCUGAUGUUAAACACAUUACAUGCAAAGCACUUGAUCUGUUGCAUGCUGACAUCUAAAUUCAGUUGGAACUUUGCCCAAUCCAUGCUGUGGAUGGCAGCCUUAAUAUAACUAGACGCCAACUCUUUUACAAUGUCCUAAAUUCCUUCCAUAAUAAGUUUACUUCCAGUGAGGUGUAUUAUUUAAAACCUCUGCCCAUUUUUUAAUGAAACAGGCACCUACGGUAAUUUACUCCAUUGGCUAUUCCAAAGAGAAUUCUUUUUGCUUCUUUUGUCAGCAUUUUUUGAAAAAUAAAUAAAUAGUUGGGGGCAGUUGUAAGAUUACUAGCUAACCUCUCCUCACAUAUCUAUGUGGAACAGAUUCAAAAGGGAUGAUGGAAUACCAGGGAGUUGUAUAAUUUCGCUUAUACAUGGGAUUGUUCCUUUUUUGUUUGUAUGCAAUGGUAAAUGUCAAAGCUUGAAUUGUGAACUUGCUGAGAUAAAGGUUUGAAUUUGUAUUUUUUUAAAAUAGGUUUGGUUUUAGAAGGGUAUCUUUUGGAAACAGAAGAGGGGCUGGGCAUGUAGGCUUGAUUCCCAAACUUACCUCUCAUUCACUAGCUGGCGUUUAAUCCUGGUUUUUGUGUUUGAAACAGAAUUGGUGACGACAAUCUAGCAGAGGCUUGACAACCAUAUGUCAGGAGUGCUCUGAUGGUGUUUCCUGCUUGGCAGGGGGUUGGACUCGAUGGCCCUUGUGGUCUCUUCCAACUCUAUGAUUCUAUGAUUCUAAUCUGUGACAACUGCAUCCUGUCCUGUGUGUGGACGGCUUCAGUGGCUGUGGCACAUGUCCUGGACACCAGAUAGAAGAGUUCUGGGGAACAGGAAACUCAGCCUUCCCUCCCCAAUUGGGUGCCCUCUGGAUGUUUUGGACGGCAACUUCCAUCAGGCUCAGCCAGCACUAUGCUGGGUCUGAUCAGAAUUGUAGCACAAAACAUCUGGUGGGCUCCAGGUUUUUUUGGGGGGGGCAAUAGAUUAAACUAUUUGCCUGUCAGUUGGUUGAUUUGCGUGGGGGUUGUGUUGUGGUUCAUUGCGCACGUGGGUGGAGCUUACAGGAGUCCACUCUGCCCACUCUGCCCCGUCCCCCUCCUGUUCUGCUUCUUCCCCCUUUUCCAGCCACUUUGAGGUCACAGCAAUGCAGUCAUGCAUGAUCACACGUGCUUUGAAUGCACACAAAGUGGUCGUUGCCUGUACUUUUCUUUUUCUCUUCUUAAAAAAAAAAUCAAGCAUGUGAGAAGGGGAAUUGGAGAAAGUUGAAAGUAUGCAGUAAACAAUGAAUGAAGCAACUGCAGGGGUUGCCAACAUGUCACCUGGGGGGGGGGGGAGGUUGGGGCUGGGUGCCCACCAGUACCUUUGAUGGUGCUGCCACCUGGCCUCUCUGGUCGUUUUUCUCCUCUGCCUCCUUCCAGUACCCCAGGGCUUCCCCAGGCCGCUUCCAGUUGCCUCAGGAGGAGGAGGCAGGGGGCACCAUUUUCUGUUUUGCCUCAAGUGGCAAAAUGUCUUGGGCCAACGCUGCUGGCAGCCAUACAAUACACAAGUUUAUCUUAAAUGAGCCAGGCCCUGUGGUGACAGCCAGAUUGGGGGAACUCAGUUUGUGCUUAUCUUGGUGAUGAGAAACUGGAGGGCAAUUUGUGCCUCAGAUGAGCAGGAAAUGUUAUGCCAGCUGGCCCUGCCUCCCUGCCCUCUCUCCAAGGUUAAAGGCAAGCUGAACAGAAGACUUGUUUUCUUUUUGUUUCUCUCUCUACCACAGGGACUGACGAUUUGAAAAGAUGACCAGGUGCUACUACAACGAGACCAUUGAGUUCUUCUACAACAACAGUGGCAAGGAGCUGUCCCGAGUUUGGAGGAACAAGGAUGUUCUGGUGGUUGUUCUGGGCCUGACGGUCAGCAUCAUUGUGCUUCUCACCAACUUGCUGGUCAUUACAGCCAUUGCGAUCAACAAGCGCUUCCACUAUCCGAUCUAUUACCUGCUGGGGAAUCUGGCUGCUGCCGACCUCUUUGCCGGCAUUGCUUAUUUGUUCCUGAUGUUCCACACGGGACCCAACACAGCCCAGCUUUCUCUCAAGACUUGGUUUGUCAGGCAGAGCCUCCUGGAUACCAGCCUGACAGCCUCUGUGGUCAACCUCCUGGCCAUUGCGGUGGAGCGACACCAGACAGUGUUCACCAUGCAGCUCCAUAGCAAGAUGUCCAACCAGCGAGUCAUAAUCCUCAUUGUCUGCAUCUGGCUAACAGCUCUGCUGCUUGGCCUCAUCCCCUCGUACGGCUGGCACUGUCUGUGUAGCCUGAAGGACUGCUCAAGGAUGGCUCCGCUCUACAGCCGAAGGUACUUGACCUUUUGGGCCAUCUCCAACCUCUUCAUCUUCCUCAUCAUGGUGGUCGUCUACACUCACAUUUUCAUCUACGUCAAGAGGAAGAUGGCUCGCAUGUCCAGGCACACCAGCUUCCAUCCGCGUUACAGGGAGACCAUGAUCAAUCUCAUCAAGACAGUUAUCAUUAUCCUCAGUAAGUAAAUGUCUCAUCAGACCUCCAGUUUCUUUGCAGUCAAGAAUUUCUUUCUGGGAAAGAUGCAGAUGCAGACUACUUGCUUCUGCUGACACCUUCCUUGGCUAUGGAUUGGUAGGUGUCCCUUGUUGUUGGCUGUUUGAAAUGCCAGCUUCAAGGAAUGAAAAUGAAUGGAGGAUAUCUCUGUUCUAGACAGAGAUUAGCUUGGUCUGUUGGUCACAAUCUCAACAUAUAAUGCACCAGGUUGAUCCUUCGGUGGGUCUAUCCCAAGGAUUGCCUUCUGGUGGCCCAUAAACUAGAAAUGAGAGAUGAUCCCUGUUCGAAUCUGGCUUUAAUAAUAAUAAUAAUAAUAAUAAUAAUAAUAAUAAUAUAUUAUUUGUACACCGCCCAUCUGGCUGGGUCUCCCCAGCCACUCUGGGUGACUUCCAACAAAGAUUUAAAAAUACAUUAAAAUGUCACAUGUUAAAAGCUUCGUUAAACAGGGCUGCCUUCAGGGAAGCCACCCUUUGAACCCACUCAUCUCCAAACCAAGGCAAGGUUUUAUGCCUUUAGCAGAUUAUGUCAAGAUAGUCACUCAUGCCAAAUUGUCACCUAGAUUAUCUGAAACAAGCCUCAGUGAACCUCUGGCUCAUGCACACCCAGGGGUUUAUUUUGCAAGGCAACAGACAUUUUGUCUGGCAAAAUACACUUCUGUCCCCCAUACCACUGUCUUGGAAUGUACAGCAAUCCUGAGAAUAUAAACAUUAUUUUCUUAUCUGUCCUUAUCCAUCUUUUUGUCUCCUUGCAGUCUCCCUUUGAAAUCUAUAGUUUAACCCUUGAUAGUUUAUAACGGUGGUUACUGGGGGAUUUGCACUACAAAUUGUACUAGUCCACACUUCUUUUUCUUCCUCUACCCGGCCUUAUUUUAGUUGAGUCUACUACACCCUUACUUUAGUUUUCUGUGGGCUUAAAUGGUGGUGGAAGAACUUGCUUCUGUAACUCUUACCUGCCAGGAGGUAAUUCUUACUCUCCACAGGCAACUAACUGGUUUGAUAAUUUCAAGACUGACUUCCAGAAGGUGUACAUUAUGCCACCCUAGGUCUUCCCAUGUGUCUGCAUGCAUACUCUUGGGAUGAUCAAGGUCUUACUUAUUUUCAUCUCUGUUUAACCUUUUGGUCUUCAAAAGAGUAUUGAUGGCCCUCCACAAAGUGUGCAUGGAGUCCCCCACUGGACUUGGGUUGAGUUUGUGCUCUCCUCUUUCCAUGUUUAUCCUUGUAGUGAUCAGCUGCUGGCUUGUGUUUCUGCAAAUGAUUCUCCAAGAUGACCAGUUCACAGGGCUACUGAAGUGUGCAGUGGCUGGCUUUGCAAUGCCUGGGCUAAGAAGUAAAGUGGGAUCCAUGCCAUCCAUUGAUUAAGUGUGCAGGGGCCAUGUUGCAUCAGAGUUGGGUCCCCAGCUGUUGUUGGACUACAACUCCCAUUAUCCCUAGCUAGCAGGAAGCAUCUGUGGUGAUGUGGGCUUUUGAAUUAGUGACUUUCAAGACAUAAAGCCAAGUUAGCAUGAAAGAGCCAGCUACUAUGAUUCACCCCAGAAGUGGCUAAGCUUUUUCUUCUUCUUUUUUCUGGUGGGGUGGUGCACACAAUAUUUGACUUUGCCCAAAGGAAGCAGGGCUGGAAUUGAGCCAGGCCUUGACAGGGUUGUACCAGAGAAGUCUGCCAAAGUUUGGCUCCCCGAGGGCUUGGAGGGAGUCAGGAGAACGCUGCCAGGUCCCCUGCUGUGUGGAUGCAGCAUCUUGGCUGUGUGUUGGCGCAUGUGGAUGUGUGACAGGAUCUCCCUGAGGACUUGGAAUGGCCAGAUGAUGAUGAUCUGAGGAAUGUAUGACAGCACCAGAGGGGAAAUGAAUUUCAUUCUUCACACAGAAUAGCUUUUUCUCAGAGGAUAAAGCUUUAGGAAGCGGAUAGCCAAACUCUGUAACCACACUGAUUCUUUGAGAAUAUUGGCUUUAGCAGCUUUCCCCUUUGAAUAGGUAAGGAUGUCCACAGGCCCGGCUCCAGGUUUGGGAUGAGCCAAGCUGUGGUGCUGUGUCUGGCUGUACACUGGGAGCAGAGCCAGCCUUGCUCCUGGUGGUGCCAGCCAGUCCAGAGGGCUCCACCCCUACUCCUCGCCAAAUGAGCCUCAUUGACGACAGCAGCAGGAGCAGCAUGCCCUGCUGGUUUUUGUGCCGCCAGACGGAGUGGUGGUCCCAUAUCUUCAUUCAGUUCUUUGCUCCUAUUGCUGCUUUAGAGUGAGGGUGGCCAAUGAGGGUGGCCAAGGGGCGGCGGGGGGGGGGGAUCAGGACUUUCAAAACUAGGCAGCCAGAGCCAAAAUGAACAGUUAACCAGGAGGAGAAAUGCGAAGUUCAAAUAUUCAAGUGAUGCAAAAGUCGUAUUAUGUUAGUUACAUGAUGUCCAGGCCCCUGGAACUGGGGAUAGUCGUCGGAUUUAGUGCCAUCAGUGUAUAGUAAGCCCACAACUUACACAAGGGUUACUUUCUGGGGAUCACAACCAAAGCCAAAAUCAAAACCCACUGGGUCAAGGGCAGGUGGGAUUGCCAAAGUCAUUUUUCUCAAAGCUCUGCCCUUAGGGGUUUUUUGGGGUUUUUUUGUUUUUUGCCGCACACAUAAAGCUGAAUGUGUACAAGUUAAAUGUGUGUAAUUUGUAAUUUGCAGCCUUAUUGUAAAGUAAAAAGCUAAAGGACCCCUGGAUGGUUAAUUCCAGUCGAAGGUGACUAUGAGGUGUGGCACUCAUCUCACUUUCAGGCUGAGGAAGCCGGCAUUUGUCCACAGACAUCUUUCCAGGUCAUGUGGCCAGCAGGACUAAACCGCUUCUGGUGCAACAGAACACCGUGAUGGAAACCAGAGUGCACAGAAAUGCUGUUUACCGUCCCACUGCAGUGGUACCUAUUUAUCUACUUGCACUAGUGUGCUUUCGAACUGUUAGGUUGGCAGAAGCUGGGAUGGAGCAACGGGAGCUCACCCUGUCAUGUGCAUUUGAAACACCAACCUUAUAAUAAGGUUAUAAUUAUAAUAAGGCCCGGGGCGGGGCCUGAAGCCUCACAGGGACUGCUGCGCUCUGCUGCCCAGGAGGACUCUCCUGUGUGAGUGUCUGGGGGCCCUGCUCCUUCCUGUCACUUACCACCUGGCCCAGGGCAGGGCCUGACGGGCCUCACUAGGACAGUUGCUGUUACUGCUGGAGGGGUACAGAGUGCUUUUAAAAUGUUUUUUAAAAUUUUCUUUUGAAUUUUUUGUUGGUGGGGGGGUGGGGGUGGGAUGGAUGUUUAUUGGGCCUGGAAAUUUGUUUGAUUUUAUGUUUUUGUAAUUUUUACUGUUUUUUGUUUGCAUUGUUUUAUUGGUGUUUUUUUUUAAGGUGUUAUUUUGUUCUUAAGGGGAGGGGUCAGGGCUGCCGGGGAGUGGGUCCCAGCCAACAAAAUGGCUGGGGCAUGUUCCACAGGGGGGGAUGCACUGGGACAACCGAUCUCAGUGAUCACGGGUAGGAGGAGGAGUUACGCUAAGACCAGACCAUGUCAUUACAGAGGAGGCAGGUUUAGUCAUUGUCUGAGGACUAUCCCUGCCUCCGGGUCUGGUCCUGACCGGAUGGAUACUAGAAUCAGCAAGGGAUACCCACAUGACCUGAAGGUGCUGCUGUGCAAUGCCAGGUCAAUGAUUCAUAAGACCACUGCCAUCCAUGACUUGAUCAUGGAUGGAGGACUUGACCUGGCAUGUGUGACAGAGACUUGGUUGGAUGAAGCAGAUGGGCCUGUCCUUGCUGCUGCUUGUCCACCAGGUUUCUCUUACGCACAGCAACCCAGGUCAUGUGGGCGCGGAGGGGGGUUGCAGUGAUUUUUAGGAAGUCAUUAGUUUGCACCAGGCGUCCUAUUGGGAAGACCCAGUUUUCCGAGUGCAUGUUCUGGAAGUUGGGCAAUAGGGGCAGUACAGGAUUCCUUUUGGUUUACCGACCUCCCCGCUGCACCAAGGAUUCCCUGCCCGAGCUGCUUCAGGUUGUGGCAGAUGUUCUCCUGGCGACACCUAGCUUGGUUGUCCUAGGGGAUUUUAACAUCCAUGCCGACACGACCUUACAAGGGGCUGCUCGGGACUUCGUGGAAAGCAUGGCCUCCAUGGGGCUGUCCCUGAAUAAGUCUGGCCCAACCCAUAGCCAUGGACAUGCCUUGGACCUGGUGUUUACCUCUAUGGAUGUUGGUGAUCUGACACUAAGUAAAAGCGAAACGAAAGAAGUGCCAUGGUCAGAUCACUUCCUGGUGCAACUGGACUUUUCUGCGACUCAUCCCCUCUGCAGGGAGGUGGGACCAAUUUGGAUGGUCUGCCCCCGCCACUUAAUGGAUCCAAAUGGCUUCCAGAGAGUGGUAGGGGAUGCUUUAUCCCAUGUUGAUGGCCUUUCAGCCGAUUCCCUGGUGGCCCGCUGGAAUGUGGAGUUAACCAGGGCUAUUAACUGUUUGGCUCCGAAGCGCCCUCUCCGAUUGCAUGGAGCCCGGACAGCCCCGUGGUUUUCCACGGAUCUGAGGGCAAUGAAACAAUCGUUGAGACGGCUAGAGCGCUGGUGGGGGAUAACUCAUUCCGAAUCUGACCGGACACAGGUUAGAGCUCAACGUCGAGCCUACCAAGUGGUGAUAGCGACGGCGAAGAAUACUUUCUUCGCCGCCUCUAUUGCAUCUGCAGAAAACAGCAGCAGGAGACUUUUUCAGGUGGUUCACAAUUUAGCGGAACCACCUGCGACAUCUGGGCCCAGUACGGGCCACAUGAUCUCCUGCAAUGAUUUUGUAAAGUUUUUUGCAGAUAAAAUCGCUCAGAUUCGGGAAGAAGUAGACUCCACCGUGGGAGCAGGGCCAGGGCGGGAGAGUGCUAGAGUCCUGUCUAGUCAAGUUGCGUGGGAUCAAUUCCAAUCUGUUACCUCCGAGGAUGUGGACAGGCUGCUUGGACGAGUGAAGCCAACCACCUGUCUCCUGGAUCCUUGCCCAUCCUGGCUUAUAAAAGCUAGCCGGGAAGGACUGGGCAAUGGGCUUCGUGGGGUGGUGAAUGCUUCCCUCCGUGAGGGAGCCUUCCCAGCCCCGCUGAAAGAGGCGGUUAUUAAACCGCUUCUUAAAAAACCAUCUUUAGAUGCGGCCACGAUGGCCAAUUAUCGCCCAGUCUCAAAUCUUCCAUUCUUGGGCAAGGUGAUAGAGCGAGUGGUUGCUGAACAACUCCAGGCACGCCUGGAAGAAACGGACCAUUUGGAUCCCUUCCAGUCGGGAUUCAGGCCUCAUCAUGGGACUGAAACUGCCUUGGUCGCACUGGUUGAUGAUCUCCGGCGGGCUAGGGACAAAGGUGAGAGCUGUUUCCUAGUUCUGCUGGAUCUCUCAGCGGUGUUUGAUACCAUCGACCAUAACAUCCUUCUGGACCGUCUUGAGGGGCUGGGAGCUGGGGGCACUGUCAUACAGUGGUUCCGCUCCUUCCUCCUGGGCUGUGUUCAGAAAGUGGUGGUGGGGGAUGGGUGUUCAGACCCCUGGGCUCUCACUUGUGGGGUGCCUUAGGGUUCUGUCCUCUCCCCCAUGCUUUUCAACAUUUACAUGCAGCCACUGGGAGAGAUCAUCAGGAGGUUUGGGCUGGGUGUUCAUCAGUAUGCGGAUGAUACCCAGCUCUACCUCUCUUUUAAAUCAGAACCAGUGAAGGCGGUGAAGGUCCUGUGUGAGUGUCUGGAGGCGGUUGGAGGAUGGAUGGCGGCGAACAGAUUGAGGUUGAAUCCUGACAAGACAGAAGUACUGUUUUUGGGGGACAGGAGGCAGGCAGGUGUGGAGGAUUCCCUGGUCCUGAAUGGGGUAACUGUGCCCCUGAAGGACCAGGUGCGCAGCCUGGGAGUCAUUUUGGACUCACAGCUGUCCAUGGAGGCACAGGUCAAAUCUGUAUCCAGGGCAGCUGUUUACCAGCUCCAUCUGGUACGUAGGCUGAGACCCUAUCUGCCUGCAGACUGUCUCGCCAGAGUGGUGCAUGCUCUGGUUAUCUCCCGCUUGGACUACUGCAAUGCGCUCUACGUGGGGCUACCUUUGAAGGUGACCCGGAAACUACAACUAAUCCAGAAUGUGGCAGCUAGACUGGUGACUGGGAGUGGCCGCCGAGACCAUAUAACACCGGUCUUGAAAGACCUACAUUGGCUCCCAGUACGUUUCCGAGCACAAUUCAAAGUGUUGGUGCUGACCUUUAAAGCCCUAAACGGCCUCGGUCCAGUAUAUCUGAAGGAGCGUUCUGCCCAGACACUGAGGUCCAGCUCCAAGGGCCUUCUGGCGGUUCCCUCACUGCGAGAGGCCAAGUUACAAGGAACCAGGCAGAGGGCCUUUUUGGUAGUGGCGCCCGCCCUGUGGAACGCCCUCCCAUCAGAUGUCAAAGCGAUAAACAACUACCUGACAUUCAGAAGACAUCUGAAGGCAGCCCUGUUCAGGGAAGUUUUUAAUAUGUGACAUUUUAGUGUAUUUUUCAUCUUUGUUGGAAGCCGCCCAGAGUGGCUGGGGAAAUCCAGCCAGAUGGGCGGGGUACAAAUAAUAAAUUAUUAUUAUUAUUAUUAUUACUUUGGGUUUCCUCAUUUCCCAGUUCAUAUCACAAGUACAGUGGUACCUCUGGUUAAGAACUUAAUUCGUUCUGGAGGUCCAUUCUUAACCUGAAACUGUUCUUAACUUGAGGUACCACUUUAGCUAACGGGGCCUCCCGCUGCUGCCUCGCCACCACUAUUCAGUUUCUGUUCUCAUCCUGAAGCAAAGUUCUUAACCUGAGGUACUAUUUCUGGGUUAGCGGCGUCUGUAACCUGAAGUUACAUGUACCAUUGUACAUGAUGGUGUAAGUCUAAGUUUUUGCAGGCAAGGACAGAAGAUGUAGUUGCUUUGACAACCUCCAAAUACUUGUGUGGGUGCUGGGCUUUGCCUGCUGUGGUGUUUAUUUCAACUUAUGACCAGCUGAGUGGACAGAAGCGAAACAAAUUCAAAUGAACAGAGAGGCUAACAUAGAUUUUUUUCUGGGGGGGGGGUGUACUCAUGCAAGUGGGCUCUGCAUGUGCCACGUGUCCUCCAUUUUUCAGGGUACAUAAUGUGAUCAGACCCUGAGCACCUUGGAGUGCGCAUGUUUAGAUCCUGUGCAGACACCACCUCAAACAUGUGGAAGCUGGGCAAGGGACCAGCAGGUGCAAUCCGUACUUCCUGCUGUAUUUGUCUGUCUGCUUCCGCUCCCCUUCUCAUGCCCUCUGCACUUUUUGCCAUUCUGCUCCUUCCACCUGGGUCCUCUGCUGCUGCUGCAGUGACAGCACCUGCUCCUGGUUCUUCAAGCUGUCUCCAAACUCCCCUUGUCUGAAUAAUUUUCUCUGGACCACCAGAGGCUCACUUUGCGCAGCUUGCUUUGUUACUUCUUACCAUUCUCCCUUUCCAAGAGCAGAGGCUGUCAUUUAACCACAGCAGCCCUGUGCGUAAUAUGGCUAGGCUGAGCGACGGGAUGCCCUAGGCCACCAGGCAAAGUUCAUAGCCAAGUGGAUUUUGAAAAGGGCUGUGCAAAGGCAGGGCAGGGGAGGCUGUUUCUCUGUUCUUUUUCAGUAUAUUUGUUUUAGGGUUUCCCCUGUUUAUUUCAGUGGGCAAUCCUAACAGGAUUCUGAUGCCCUGAUUUUGGUGUUCGCCAUCCAGAUGGCAGGAACAUUGCAAACUUGGACUACUUGCUACAAGCCACAAUACUUGCCAAAUUGCAGGUGCAAAGAAUCCCAGUUUUAUAGGCGGUUUAAAAAGGUGUACAAACACAGUCCAACUGCUAUCUAAACUGUAUAGGGUUUCCAAUCUAUCAUUCUUUUUAAACGAUAUUUAUUAAAGUUUCAAAGAAAAGAUUACAUAGAUAAAAAGAAAAGAAAAAGAAAAAAAGAGAAAAAAUACAAAAUACAGGAAAAAGAUAAAAAACACUUAAAAAACAACAACACAUCGAUCUUUCCAUAACUUACAUUUCAUUUCCUUACUUCCCUGACUUCCUCACACCUCCCUUUUUUGUAUUCCAGUUCUAUUAGUUAAUUCAGCAAUUCUUUCCCUCUUUGUUUUUGUCUUAAUCCUUUAACUUAAUAUAUUAUAACUUUGGAUUCUCAUCUGUUAACAAUCCAUUUUUACAUACACCUUUAUAACAUUGCUGCUAAGACCACUUAAUUUCAUUCUGACAUCAUUCUAACAUUCAUUAAUUUUGCAAUAUUUCUGUAAAUAGUCUUUAAAUUUCUUCCAAUCUUCUUCCACCAACUCUUCUCCCUGGUCUCGGAUUCUGCCAGUCAUUUCCGCCAGUUCCAUAUAGUCCAUCACCUUCAUCUGCCAUUCUUCCAGAGUGGGUAAAUCUUGUGUCUUCCAAUACUUUGCAAUAAGUAUUCUUGCUGCUGUUGUGGCAUACAUAAAGAAAAUUCUAUCCUUCUUUGGCACCAAUUGGCCGACCAUGCCCAGGAGAAAGGCCUCUGGUUUCUUCAGGAAGGUAUAUUUAUAUACCUUUUUCAUUUCAUUAUAGAUCAUCUCCCAGAAAGCCUUAAUCCUUGGGCAAGUCCACCAAAGGUGAAAGAAUGUACCUUCAGUCUCUUUACAUUUCCAACAUUUAUUAUCGGGCAAGUGACAGAUUUUUGCAAGCUUGACUGGUGUCAUGUACCACCUGUAUAUCAUUUUCAUAAUAUUCUCUCUUAAGUCAUUACAUGCCGUAAACUUCAUACCUGUGGUCCAUAACUGUUCCCAGUCAGCCAUCAUUAUGUUAUGUCCAACAUCUUGUGCCCACUUAAUCAUAGCAGAUUUCACCGUUUCAUCCUGAGUAUUCCAUUUCAACAGCAAGUUAUACAUCUUUGACAAAAUCUUAGUUUUGGGUUCUAACAGUUCUGUUUCUAAUUUUGAUUUUUCCACCUGGAAGCCUAUUUUCUUGUCCAAAUUGUAUGCCUCCAUUAUCUGAUAAUAAUGAAGCCAAUCUCGCACUUUGUUUUUAGUUUCUCAAAACUCUGCAGUUUCAAUCUAUCUCCCUCUUGUUCCAAAAUUUCCCAAUAUUUCGCCAUUUGGCCUCCAUAUUGAGCUUUUUCUGAGCUUUCGCUUCCAUCGGUGACAGCCACCUUGGGGUUUUAUUUUCCAGUAGGUCUUUAUAUCUUAUCCAGACAUUAAACAAUGCUUUCCUGACAAUAUGAUUUUUAAAUGCUUUAUGUGCUUUGACCUUAUCAUACCACAAAUAUGCAUGCCAUCCAAAUACAUUAUUAAAACCUUCUAAGUCCAAAAUGUCUGUGUUUUCAAGAAGCAGCCAUUCUUUCAGCCAGCAAAAAGCUGCUGAUUCAUAAUAAAGUUUAAGGUCUGGCAGGGCAAAUCCACCUCUUUCCUUUGCAUCCGUUAGUAUUUUAAAUUUUAUUCUAGGCUUCUUGCCCUGCCAGACAAAUCUAGAGAUAUCUCUCUGCCACUUCUUGAAGCAAUCCAUUUUGUCCAAAAUUUGCAAUGUUUGAAAGAAAAAUAACAUUCUAGGCAAUACAUUCAUUUUUAUCGCAGCAAUACGGCCUAGCAGUGAAAGCUUCAAAUUUGACCAAAUUUCUAAGUCUUUUUUCACUUCAGCCCAGCAUUUUUCAUAGUUGUCUUUAAAUAGAUCCCCAUUUUUAGCUGUCAUGUUAAUCCCCAGGUAUUUCACUUUCUUAACCACUGUUAAACCUGUCUCAUUCUGAAACCUCUCUCUCUCAAUUGCAGUUAAGUUUUUCUCUAAGACCUUUCUUUUUAACUUACUCAAUUUAAAUCCUGCAACCUGACCAAAUUCUUGAAUCAGUUCCAAAACCCUUUUAGUACUAGAUUCUGGCUCCUGUAAUGUCAGUACUAAGUCAUCUGCAAAUGCUCUCAAUUUGUACUGUUUAGCUCCGACUUGUAUACCUUUAACCAAUUGGUCCCUUCUAAUCAUAUUCAGCAGGACCUCCAGGACCGAUAUAAAAAGCAAUGGGGAGAUUGGGCAACCUUGUCGUGUCCCUUUUUCUAUCUUAAAUUCCUCCGUCACCACGUUAUUUACAAUUAAUUUAGCCUUUUGUUCUGAAUAAAUUGCACUUAUACCGUUUUCAAAGCCUUGGCCUACCCCCAUCCCCUGUAGGUUCUUCUUCAUGAAACUCCAUGAAAUAUUGUCAAAGGCUUUCUCCGCGUCCACAAAUAUCAAAACUGCCUUGGUUUUUAUAUUCACUUGUAGUUUUUCUAGAAUAUUGAUUAUGUUUCUCACAUUGUCAGACAAAUGUCUACCCGGGAGAAAGCCUGCUUGAUCUUUAUGUAUCUCUUCCAUUAGGACUCUUUUUAGUCUUUUAGCCAAAAUGUCUGCAAAGAUUUUAUAAUCCACAUUGAGCAAUGAUAUGGGGCGGUAGUUCUUAAGCUGGGUCUUUUCAGUCUCUAUUUUCGGUACAAGUGUAAUAUACGCUUCUUUCCACGACUCUGGUGCCCUUUUCCCACCCAUUAUUUCGUUACAGACUUCCUUUAAAGGUUGUACUAGCCAUUCUUUCAAGGAUCUGUAGUAUCUAGAAGUCAGUCCAUCCGGUCCUGGAGAUUUACCUAGUUGCAUAUUCUGAAUGGCACCUUCCAUUUUUACUUUUCUUCCUCUGUGCCCUCUUUGUGAACUGUACACAGUGGGCCAGACUCUUUCCAGAACAAAACAUUGCUGCAAUGGAUGGAUGGAGAAAUUCAGUUUGGCUCCAUGAUAUGGUCAUGGAAUAGCUGUUUUCUGUCUUUGAGAUAGAUGAGACUCUACACCAGUCUCUCCCAGCCCAGUGUCCUGCUGAUGGGAGUUGUAGCGCAAAGCGGCUGGCACACUGGGUUGGGAAUGGGUGCUCUACACACAUCCUUUCUGCAGUAGAGGCUGCAAAGAAGAGGCCAGAAGUCUCCGCUUCCAUUUUCAGUUCCAUUAUGUCCAAACCGUCAACUGUUGUUAAUUUUAUCUAUGGUUUUUUAAAGCCAGCUGCUUCAUUGUCUUGCUUCAGUAAACCAUUUUGAAGAUUAACCUCUUUUAACCUCUUGAUGGAUAGUAACUGGCAGGUUGCACUUUCUACUGUAUAGAAAUAGUCAUGGUACCUGCUUACAGGGUCACAUGUAGGUGCUGCUAAAAGUGCAUGAAUAAAGGCACCUUUAUUCAUUCUUUAUUCAUUCUCUCAAACCAAUAAAAACUCUCUGUGAUGUACUACCAGUGACAAGAAUCCCUUCUCUAGAGGUUUUUUUUUGGGGGGGGAGGGGUGUUAUGUAUGGUGUAAUCCUAUCUGCCUGGGUUUGUAUGAGCUUUUAAGACACCCCAUGCAGCUAGGAACUUCACAAAGGAAGAAUGAUCUUGACCUUUCUUCUGGAGAGGACGGGUGGAAAGUUUUCAGAUAAAACCUUUUGCUGGGUGACAGUAGUUUGUGCACUGCUUUAAGCAGACUUCUAGUUAAAUACACCUCAUAAUCAGUUAAAAAUAUUAAAGGGGUCAGUAUUCUGAUCACUAUAGUUUUACCGUUCCCAUACAGUUACAAAAAUUGUGUGUUUUUAUUUGUUUUGGAAGCAUUACUUGGUGUGGGUGACUUGUUGAAAUUAGCAUUUUCCAAAAGCUGAAAUGGGGCUGGAGAAAUCAGAUUCAGCUGGCGAACCUGAUCCUGAGCUCCCUGAACAGACCACAAGGAUGACAUGAGGGUCACAGGCCUCCCUUGCUGUUUGCCUUCCAGCACAAGUGGAUCCUGCAAGAGUAUGUUUCAGUGCAGAGUGCUGCCCUUAGGGUUCCAGCUAGCCACGUCCUUGUCAGGAUACGUACGCCAUUCCAUCCUGAAGCCCCCUUUGCCCUUUCCCCCUGGUUGCUUCUUUCCUCCAGCCAUCGGUCUGGGCAUGCGCUGGCCCUCGCUGAGCUCUGCUGUAAACCCAUGCUCAGUCCUCAUGGGGUAGUUUCUCCCCUUAAUUUUUGUUUGGUAUUGGUACUUCUGGAAACCUGGCGGCUUCCCCCAAUUUGUAGAUACUUCCCAUGUUUAUAGCUUGAGGCUGUCACCAGUUGAAACUCAUCUGAGAAAUUGUCUUAAGAGUCCUUUAGCCAGUUGACAGCACAGUUAUGUACUUGGUGCCUAGAAAAUUAGUGGUUUAGAUCCCAAGGGUCCUGAGGAAGCAUUUGUGUGUGAGAGGUUCAGUGCAGAUAACAUGUUCUUGAGCAGAAAUGUGCUUGUUAUGGUGCACUCCGUAUGCUCCUUGGGGUGUGUGGGCUGACCCUUUUUGGGCUCCCUCCCUCCCUCCUUUCUUCCAAAGGAGAAUCAGUUUGGUACCCAAGCUAUAGGACAGCUUGACUUAAUCCGAUAUGCAGGUGUUGAUGGAUGGUGCUCUCACGCCCUUGACUUUGGCAUGCGGCUGGCUACCUGCUUUCUGCAACAGAUGUAUCCGCCUGCCUCUGGCAUGACCAGAAUUUCAGAAAAGCCCAAGGUUGGAUUUUGCUAAGCUCUUAGGCUCCUGUGUGCUGUGCUAUCCUAAACAGUCGGCCAGAGGCUACUCUCUAGCUGUGCAGCAGUGGCUUUGGAAAUGAAGGACCCUUGGAUGAGUUCUGCUGGGGAAGCUGAGUGGUCGGGGUGGGGGUGGGCUGAAGCAACAGGGGAGCUCCAGCUGUAAUGAGCUCCAGCUGAGAACAGGGUGGGGUCCUGUAAUAAACCUUGAUUUGAGUAGAAAAAGAAUCACCAGGGAGGCUUGCAUGGAUAUUUUUCAUGCACACUUAUUUGUGUUUAGAGGAGCAGGGCAGAUUGUUUGUGGUUUUGAGGGAUAGUGAUGCUUAUUUUCAUGUGGUCAAAAAGUUUCCUGGCUACUUUUGUGGAGGCGCGAGAUCCAGGUUUGAACAUGUUUUCCCCUGGUCAGUUGGCAACCUGAGGAUAAGGGGUGCAACUUUGCAGACCCUAUUUUUGAGAUAGAUUCAACACUAAAUAUAUAUACUGUAUAAAAAAGUAGUGCAAAAGCAUCUCUUGAUAAAGACCAUGAAAGUCUGAUAGCCAUGAGAAGAGAUGGAGAAUUCUAGUCUUUUCCUCUUAAAGUUUACCCAGCAGCUGUCUAGGAUCACCAGGUUAUGAGAAGAAGACAAGGCUCCUGCAGCUUUUCAUAAUGACGUAGAUGAGGGAAUUUCUGCAGAUUUUGUCAUUUUGAAGCAUAUUUACUCCACUCGUCAGCUGAAAAGGCUCCCAGAACAACUCACAAAGAUCAGUAGUCAGGCAGCCCCCUCAAAAGUCAUGACACAUAAGGAAAAAGGGAUGGGGAGAGAAGCAGAAAUGCAAGUUAAAGUAGCAGUUCUUUUAAAAGUUACAGUUCUUAUUAGAACCAGCUGGGAUGAAAAUUGUUCAUGUAGCCUAGUAUGCUCUAGAUCUUUUUAAUUCUGAAUUUUAAAUUGUAACCUGCCCUGGGACCUGCUGGUGAAGGGCAGGUAUUAUUAUUAUUAUUAUUAUUAUUAUUAUUAUUAUUAAACAGCAAUGGCUGGGCAUCAGUUGAGAGAGGAAUGGCCAGAGGUCCUGGCAGCAGAGCUGAUGGGGUCGUCCUGUGCCCUUUCUCUGUGCUGAACUCUGAUGGAAUGACUGAUGCAAGAAUCUUGUUCUUAACCGGGGAAUACCAUUGAGGGCGGCUCCUCCUGCUGCUUUCAGAGCAGUGUGGGAGCAGAAGUGUGUGCUCAUCCACCACGCAAGCAUUUUCCACAUUUUUUUAAAAAGUGCUGAGCAUAUCUAAAGAAGUGUCCCGCCCCUUGGAACCAGGAGGCCUCUGAUCUCUUCCAAAUUCUAAAGAGAUUCCUCUCUCCUGUUCUUAGGUGCCUUUGUUAUCUGCUGGACCCCUGGACAGGUGGUGCUCCUGUUGGAUGGCCUCGGCUGUGAAAGCUGUGACGUGUUAUCGGUGGAGAAAUAUGUCCUGCUUCUGGCUGAAAUAAAUUCACUCAUUAAUGCCGUCGUCUACUCCUACCGGGACAAUGAGAUGCGCAGCACUUUCCGGAAGAUUCUCUGCUUUGCCUGUCACAGGAUGCCAAAGUACUCGCCUGCGUCAGUCAAGUCCAGCACCACAGAGCACAGGAUAUUGCCUCAGAAUGGACAUCCAGUGAUGGACUCCACACUCUAAUCUGCCAUUUUCAGGCUCCUUCAUGCUGGUUGUCUGAAGCCAACUUUUUGGUAAUCAAUGGGAGACCAGCCUGUCUUGAGGCUAGAGACCAUGGCUGCGGUGCGACUGGGAAAGCGCUGUGACCAAGGUUAUCAGCCAGGGUCUGUAGAAGACAUUGUUGUAUGUGUGGAUGAGGACAGCCAUCUUGGUUUGUAGCACCCAACUGUGACGAUGUGCGCCCCCCCCCCAACAGAUGGUGCUGUAUUGUAACUGUAGAGACCACAUAUCUGGGAUGCAGUGACUGUUCACAGAGCCAAGGAAUGAAUCAGCACACUUGCUUUGCAUGACACCUUGAAAGGCACCUUAAAAAUGCUGUUGUGUUAAGAACCUGUUCAAAACUGGAUUGCACCACAGCUGCUUCUUUCCCAAGCUAACAAGCAAGUCUCCCUCUGUCUGUUAACACCGGGGUGGGCGGGGGGCAGGCUCUUAAGACAGACUCUUGUUUUCCUAGUUCUUUUAAGCACACAAAUGUUUGGACAGUCUUUGAAAAAUGGUGGAAUGAAACCACCGGGAUACCUGCCUUUCUGUUCUUGCACAGUGCUGUUUUAAGCAAGCUGUCCUGAGGGGUGCCAUCGCCUGCUAUGUCAAGGUGCUCGUCUAGAAUGUUUCUGUGUAGGGUGAAGAACUUUCUGUCCCCAGCCUGUUCAGUAUUACUGCCUUCUUGGCACAGUCAUUCUAGGGCUGAGACCCAAAAGCCCGCAUGCCUUCUGCUACUGCACAAACUCCCCAAUAAUCUGUUACAACCUCUACCCCCUCUGUGUUUUAUGCUCUUGGAGAUUCCAGGUCAAGAUGGCCCAGUUGCCAGCUGUCCUUCUGGCAACAUCCACAGUAACAAUUAGGUUGAAUUAAUGGUCCCAUUCUAUCUAGGAAGAGACACCGCAGCAGCAAUAGGCAAGAAUUAAGCAUGCCAAGAGCAAUUAUUCUUUUCUCUUUUUUUGAAGGUUGAUGCUUGGAGGUGGAGUUUGGCAGCUUAGCUGACGCUCAGAUAGUGUGGUGCCCUCCAGGUGUUGUGGGACUACAGCUCCCAUCAUCCCUGCCCAUUGCCCAUGCUAACUGGGGAUGAUGGGAUUUGUAGUCUCACAACUGGAAGGUCCUGUGUUGGCCACCCACCAGCUGAUGACUGAAUAGUUUAGCUUGCUAAGUAUCAUAUUCUUCUGCCCAGGCUUUGUUUGCUCCCACAACUCAUUUGCUGUAGGAAAUGGACCCCCUGCAUUGUUGAAACAGAGACAUGAUGCCCAGUUAGAGGGCUGGUUCCAUCAUGAGGUCUUGUCUGUAAAAUGUCAUUGUUUCCCCCCACAGGCUUGGCCUUGAGUUGCUUUAGAGUCACUGGGUGAAGAGUCAGUCAGCAGGUUUGCUCCUGUGCCUUGAAUAAUUGCAUAGCAGGCAGAAGUUUGGUGGCUGAACUCAGCCCACCCCCUCAGGGAGAUUACGAUGCUAACUGUGCUUCAGCUUUUCUUCCAGAUGUGCACAGUUGAACCCAGGUGUCCCAAAGCCAGCAGCCCUAUAAGCAUUCACUCUUCUGAGUUGGCCCAUCAACAUGCAAAAAUAUGAGUUGGAAGAACCCAUGCUUCUUUUCCACUGUGUAAAUUUCACAAUUUGCAAUGCACCCUCCCCCCCCCAACCACCUUCUCUGGAAAACUGUGAAGGGUUUUUUAAUAUAUCAUAUAUGCCAAGAAUAAAAUAAUGUGUUGGUAGACUGACAAAAGUGAUUGGAAUAAUAUGGUUAGCCUGGACUGAUGCGAAGGUGUCCUUCUCCCUUCUGCUCAUGUUGCCUCCUAAGCAGGGGAAGGGGGGAAACUGGCCUCUCCUCCUGCCUUUGGUAGCCACCUGACCUGCACCUAUCAGCUGGUGGCACUUUUCAUGGCAUAGAGGUAAGACUGUUCCCUGUCAAUGUCUGCAGAAGAAGCUGCUGUUAAAGGCACAGGAUCAGGCCUCACUCCAAAGGGAUGGUGAGCCUAGACCAUUGUGUAAGUCAGCAAGUGUCUUAUGUUGUGCAUGCACAGGUGCACUCUGGAAGUUUUGUCCCUGCUGUGGUUGUGACUGGAAGAAGCUGUUCAGGGUGGGCAGAGAAUGUCAUGAGCUCCACCAUUCAUUCUCACCACUUUUCACCGUGGAAGGAGGCAGUGAUUCUUACCAAAGCUGCAGCAGGAAGGGAUUUAUAAAAAGUGUUUUAUUGCAUACGUUGGUUGCCAAUGCUGCUGCAGCCUCUAGGUGAUGUACAAUGCAAUCUUAAAACAAUCCAAUAUAACGGCGCAACUCAGAAAAUGAACACAUGAGCCAAGCAUCAGUUUACAGGAAGCAUGAUAAUAAAAGACACUAAAUACAA